AUGGCUAAAAGAGAGUACACCAUAUUUGCUCCAACAAACGCUGCAUUCUCCAAACUUCCCCAGUCUGUCCUUGAUGGUCUACAGAGAGAUACCACCGCUUUGGCAAAUAUACUGAAAUACCACGUGGUCAAAGGCUCCAUUCACAAGGCCGAUGCAUCCAAUGAGCUUCAAUUGGAGACUUUGGCGGGAACCAAAAUCAGAUUUAACAUCUAUAAUCACAAUCACGUUGUUACAGUGGAAGGAUCCAAAAUCACACACUUCGACCUGACCGCCUCUAAUGGUAUGGUGCACGUGAUUGACAUUGUGAUGAUGCCUCCUGCAGGAAGCAUUGUGGAUUUGGUGGCCGGCAACAGCAACCUGGGCACUCUUCUGUCUCAGGUCCAAUCAGCAGGAUUGGCCGGGGCACUACAGGGCGAUGCUCUCACAGUGUUUGCACCAACCAAUGCUGCGUUCAAUAGACUUGGCAGUCAUGUUUUGGACAAUCUUAGAAGAAACCCACAGCUUCUUAAAGAAAUUCUGGAGUACCAUGUCGUUCCUCACACUGAAUACUCAGCUGGAUUGUACAACCGAGAAUACCUCAGAACUCUUGAUAUUCACCAUGACGUCAUCAGACUUGGAGUCAGCAGUACUGGUGUUGUUAUCAGUCACCGUUCUUACGUGACACAAGCCGACAUCAGCGCUACCAACGGUGUUGUACACAUCAUAGAUCACGUACUUAUUCCGUCCCGUUAUCUUUUCUCUGCGAUAUUGGGGAAAAAGUAAUCAUCUGAGCAAAGCACUUUGAUAUUUUUGAAGUCAUGUCUCCAUUUGAUCACACAUUGUAAUUGUAUGUACUUGUUAUUGAAUAUGCUUGUUAUUUUUAUUGACUGAAAACGUUAUAAACUGCA
Magallana angulata is the source of this 887-nucleotide messenger RNA. Its product is annotated as transforming growth factor-beta-induced protein ig-h3-like. Lineage: Eukaryota; Metazoa; Mollusca; Bivalvia; Ostreida; Ostreidae. The record is from RefSeq and is a predicted model, not a curated record. The coding region runs from base 1 to 762 and encodes 253 amino acids. The transcript has 6 exons.